UGUGCCCCCACUUAAAGCUGCAGCGUAAUUCCUUAGGAUUAAUUACUAGUAGUACGUUCCGGUGCAUCCCGUUAGGAGCAAUCCAUAGCCAGUGAGAAGCACCCGCGUCCCUUACCACAUCACCUGCGACACAAGCAAGCAAAGCGCUUGGGACCUUACGUAUAGCCACUCACCUACUGCCACUCAGCGUCAGGCCUUAUUAACGGUGCAACCUUACCAAGAGAGCCAUUUUAAGCCCCACCAUGUCCUACUACGACUCCUUCCCAUCCACUUGGAAGGACACCCCCAAGAACCGCCAAGGCUGGCAGCGCCUGCAGAGCAACACCAGCUUCCUGGAGAAGCAGCAAAAUCUGUACCGCACCCUGUCCUGCCACUACUGCGGCAAGGGCCCGUUGACGAUUGUACACUGGUCGGACCUAUCCAGCCAGAACUCGCUGUACAAGGCAACUGUGGACCACGUGGUGCCCCGAGCGCACGGCGGCCGCGAUAAUGAUGAUAACCUGGUGGUUUCCUGCGGCCCCUGCAACUACCGCAAGGGUGCCAACAUGCCGUACUGAUGACGCGACCUGCCCGCAUGACGUACAUCGGACCGUACGCACCAUACACGACGUUGUGAGCAGAGGCAUGCCGUACAUAACGCGUAAAGUGCAUGGGCUUCGUGAGUGCUUGCUGGCAUGGGGUUGAAGCAUGGGGUCUGGUGGACGUGAAGGUGUGGCGUUAUGGAAAACGAUGAGGAGCGUAGCCUAAAGCGCUUAUGACUUACCAGGAUUAAUGAAUAUAAUGUGUAGGAUGUCGGCACUCUCCUUCUUUGCCCGUAGGCACAGUUGUUGCUGUGUGGAUUGCAAUAUUACGAGUAUGUUGUCGUACAGACCUACAGGAGUCACCACAAUGCGGCUCUACCAGUAAUUGUGCGCCCGUAUUGAUUGCCGCCUGCAGCAUAAAUGGCCG
Astrephomene gubernaculifera is the source of this 948-nucleotide messenger RNA. The record is from the annotation of a GenBank genome assembly. NCBI's taxonomy places the organism in Eukaryota, Viridiplantae, Chlorophyta, Chlorophyceae, Chlamydomonadales, Astrephomenaceae.